AGAACCGGAAGCGGGAGGGGAGAGUGAAACAGGAAAAGAAGGGAAGAAGGAAGAAGAGGGAAGAGGAGGAGAGGGAGGAGGAGGGAGGUGGCGGCGCCGUGGCGGAGGAGCAGGAGCAGGAGGGGGAUGGAGAGGAGAAGGCUCCUGGGUGGCAUGGCGCUCCUGCUCCUCCAGGCGCUGCCCAGCCCCCUGUCAGCCAGGGCUGAACCCCCGCAGGAUAAGGAAACCUGUGUGGGUACCAACAAUCAAAGCUACAUCUGUGACACAGGACACUGCUGUGGACAGUCUCAGUGCUGCAAUUACUACUAUGAACUCUGGUGGUUCUGGCUGGUGUGGACCAUCAUCAUCAUCCUGAGCUGCUGCUGUGUCUGCCACCACCGACGAGCCAAGCACCGCCUUCAGGCCCAGCAGCGGCAACAUGAAAUCAACCUGAUCGCCUACCGCGAAGCCCACAAUUACUCAGCGCUGCCAUUUUAUUUCAGGUUUUUGCCAAACUAUUUACUACCUCCUUAUGAGGAAGUGGUGAACCGACCUCCAACUCCUCCCCCACCAUACAGUGCCUUCCAGCUACAGCAGCAGCAGCUGCCUGCACAGUGUGGCCCUGCGGGUAGCAGCCCCCCAGGCGCCGAUCCCACCAGGGGCUCCCAGGGGGCGCAGAGCAGCCCCUUGUCUGGGCCCAGCAGAAGCAGCACGAGACCUCCAAGCAUCAUCGCUGACCCUGAGCCCUCUGACAUGCCAGCCAACCCAGCAGCCACCAAAGCCCCUGGAAUGGAGCCCAGUGGCUCUGUGGCUGGCCUUGGGGAGCUGGCCCCUGGGGCCUUCCUGGACAAGGAUUCCGAAUGUAAGGAGGAGCUGCUGAAAGAUUACAGCUGCGAGCCAGGUAGUGCCCUCCCCGACAGUAAGGACAAGACGCCUGGCAGACAUCGCCGCUUCACGGGUGACUCGGGCAUUGAAGUGUGUGUGUGCAACCGGGGCCACCACGACGAUGACCUCAAAGAGUUCAACGCGCUCAUUGACGACGCUCUGGAUGGACCCCUGGACUUCUGUGACAGCUGCCAUGUGCGGCCCCCUGGCGACGAGGAGGAAGGGCUCUGCCAGCCCUCCGAGGAGCAGCCCCGAGAGCCUGGGCACCCCCACCUGCCACGGCCUCCCGCGUGCCUGCUGCUGAACACCAUCAAUGAGCAGGACUCCCCAAACCCCCAGAGCAGCAGCUCCCCCAGCUAGAGCACCCGGGAACUUGGCAAAGCAACCAGGGUAGGGGAGAACCACGAGAGAAGCAUUAAGUGACUUUCAGAGAAAGUGGCACAGCCACUUGGUUCUUUUUUCUUUUUCUUUUUCUUUUUUUUUUUCCUCCUCCUCUGCUCCUGCAUUUUCCUAUAUCUCCAGGUACAGUUUGGGGUAUGGAUGCCUCUCUCCCGCCACAGAAGCACAGUGUUGUGGAGGGCUAAGAAGUUGGCUCUGUGACUCAUUCCUCAUACCCGACCCCUCCCCACCCUCCCCCAUCCCCUUUUUCCCCCUUUUCCAGUCACAUCUCACUACCUGCUUGGGUCAGAGAGAUAUGUGUUUUAGGAACCCCCAAAGAAGGGGGCUGAGACUGUGCCCUGGGGUGAGUGACUCUUGGUGAUGGAGUGCAUUUUUUGGUGUUAGUCUCAGUCCGGGAAAGGUGGCAGGUCUUGGCCCUGGGUGAAGAAGGAAGCCCGCAGAGACCCAGGGGUUGUCACCCCUCGCCACUGGUGUCUGCAGAGCCAGAAUUGGGCUAACACUGGGGCGGAUGAGAGCGGACGGGCAGUUGUGCGGUAGGUUGGUGGGGGGCUUGUGCUCUCAAAUUCCAGGUGACGGGAUCGAUGCAUCACGGUGCAUCCUUGAUGGGCCCUGCCCGGCAGCUUCUGCUCGGCUGCAGACUGGUUCAUGUGUAGAAGAUUCUACUGUUGUCUCUUUGGUUUUUCUUAAAAAAUAAAAUAAAAAUAAAAACAAAAGCGAGCUAAAAACAAGAACUUGACCAGUGGGCAGGCAAGAAUUCUGUUCUGGAAAAGGGAAGUUGGUGGCUCUUUGCCAAGUUGGCCUUCAAAGAGCCUGGCUGUAGUGGAGGCAGGAGGUGUUUUGUGCACCUGCGGGUGAGGGCUGCCCCUGGCACUUCUGUGGGUGCACAGCAGGCCCUGGGCCGUAGUGGUGGCCAGAGGUGCAGCUGUCUGCAUCUCUGCCCUUUGGUCUGUGCUCGCAGGUGACCAGGGCCCUCCCCCAUCCCAAGCACACAGUCUGCAGGCCUUCGUGUCUCACUGUUCUCUGUGAACAAAUGAGGAGGCUGUGGGUCCUGAGGGAGGGCAGCCCCACCGCCUGGCUCUCCCACAGUAUUUUCUCUUGAUCCUGAAUAAGUUUUUUUUUUUUCCUUUUUUAAACUGACCACUUAGAAGAAAUGCCUUGGUUAUCUGUGGUGUCAUGCCCUUUCCCUGCCCCCCAUCCCGUGAGUGGGGUAACUAAUUGUAGCCUAUGAAACGAAUCCAGGUGGUUCAGGUAGGGGGUGCAGGCAGCCGUCCAGAAGGAACACAGGAUCCUCAUUACUGUAGUUGGGCUUCAGAUAACCAGUUGAGCUUUGAUAGGAAUCUGUGUGGAGAAAGCAAAUAGCCGAAAUUAACAUUCCCUGCCCAGCCCUGUUCAUAUGAAGAGUCUGGUUCCUUCCGCACUCUUGAACGAUGAUAUUCAGACUAGGCAUUGACGAUAUGGUAAGAAAGGAAAAAAAUAUAUAUGUAUACAAAAAUAGACAAAUCCAAGGCUGCGAGGUGAACGAGUGUCUGCGUUUGGAGUCCACAAAACCAAAAUCCAUGUUGAACCAAGUGAAGUCCGUAUACAGUGACUUUUUAGAUAAACCUGUGUGUGUCUGUCCAUUGUGUGUUGAGCCCCUGACCCUGUUUUCCUGUGAAUAUACUUUGAAUGGCAGCCAUUCUGCUCACAUUAACCACACGUUUGGAGCAAAUAUGGCCCUCUCAAGGUAAUUUAUUUUACGCAUUUACUGUUUACUGAACAAAUGUCUGACUGUGUACUCGGGUGUAUUCAGCAGCAUUGUUGACCGCAGUCCCCAGUGUCUGCCAGCAAUGCUGUGCUCGAAGUAGAGGUUUUACUCUACCCAUCACUGCAAUUUGCACAUUGCUCCGUGGACACUCGGAGGCCUGUGUUCUGUUCCCUGUAAAUGGAAACGUGCUCUGAACCUGUCUGCUUCCCUCGGCUGCUCCUGGCCCUGAGUAUCAGCCCCCAGGGGGUGUCCACAACCACUUGGGACAGAAGACGAAGGUGGAACUUCAGACAGAAGCUUAAUUGGAUCUUCAGUGACAAGCUUGGACUAGCUGGGGCCUAGACGUUGGCUGUGCCCAGAAUUGCCAGGAGGGUUUGGCAGACACCACAGGGCUUACCUCCCUCUGCUGAGGCCCAGUGUAUGCCAGCAAGCUGGUGUAUGGCGAGAGUAGGCGGGAGUGCGUCAGCAGCCCUCAGAAGCCUUCCCUUCCACCAUCUAAAAAAAAAAAAAAUCCCGAACAACUUACUGAAGAGUCUCCAAGGAGAUCAAGUUUUACCAAAAUGAAUCCUUCUAGAGUUAACUGAUCAAAUGGAUGAAUUCUGGCCCUCUCAAGUUUCCUUCCCCAGUUCGAGUGGGGAACUGGUCUGAGCGUGAACUGUUAGGUUCACUGCAGCGUCCUACCUUAACAGCACAAGAAGAUGGAACCGGUGGAGCUGGGCGUGAUUCCAGCAGUCACAGUCUGGCCUCUGAUACAGGAGGCCACCCUACAAGGAGACAGAUGGAAAUCGGGAGUCGAAGGACUGGUUAGAGGGCCAGGGGGGUUUGAUUGAGUCAGGUUUUCCAGGUGAAAGAAGGAAGGGGUUGGUUGAGGGUUUGGUGCUACAGUCGGAAGAUUUGCAAAUGCUAACACAUUCCUAUGUGAGGCACAUCACCAUUUGUCAGUUAUUGUGAAUAUGUGUAUUUUAAGCAAUAAGAUUCAGCUGGUCAGACUUUUCUGGGCAGUCUCGGUGACACAUUUCCUGUGCUGUGAUUGUUCUGAAGACAGAGUGGCUCUAACCACUGUGAGAAGCCCAAAUAAAAUCGAUCCCAAAAAUG
Hipposideros armiger (great roundleaf bat) is the source of this 4102-nucleotide messenger RNA. RefSeq names its product WW domain binding protein 1 like (gene WBP1L). The transcript has 4 exons. Bases 127 to 1224 code for a protein of 365 amino acids. NCBI's taxonomy places the organism in Eukaryota, Metazoa, Chordata, Mammalia, Chiroptera, Hipposideridae. The record is from RefSeq and is a predicted model, not a curated record.